UAAUGUUUUUAAGAGGACUGAUAAAUCUGAGAGCAGUUGGCUUUUGGCCUUCAGUGUUUGGACUAGUUGUUUUUAUUGCGGUUACAAGUAACUGCGUAUCAGGUAACAUGCUAUGGCUCUGCUUGGAAGAUUCUCAUUUGUACUUUAUCUCAACAUAAGUUGAAAUGUAAUUAGAUACGAUGACCGUUCUUUUCAAUAUAGAACAAUUUUUAAUGUUUUCCCAUUGAAGGCAAUUAUCAUGUUUUAUAAUGCGAAUCAUUUUUUAGGUUUCUAUUCUUUUUCUGGAUUUAAAAAAGGAUCUCACACAAAUUAUAUUACACUACAGUCAUGUUAUCCGUCGUGCGUCACCUUAAAUAGAUUUGAUCUUCAUUUAUAAUUGAUGAGGUUUGCAGCCACUUUUCAUUACGUAUACAGUAUUCUAUUACUACUGUAGUUGCAAUAUAUAUAUCCUAAUCAUGUCCUGUUCAUGAAUUUGUUUUUCUUCUGUUAGAUAACAAAGAAAAGAACAUAGUAUUGCUUUUUCAAGAUGUCACUCUUAGUCAGUGGAGAAAUGCAAAUAAAACAGCCGUUCUUCGGAGGAUCAUUUUGGAUGUUGUCAAUGAGUUUUGCCCCCGAAACCCUGGUAGAUGUUCUUUGAAUUUUUGGAAUGAAUCAAGGUACUGAAAGUUUCUUCUUUUAAUGUUGAGUUUUAAGAGCAGUAAUCAGGUGUUGGUGGUUGAAGCGGUGGAGGAGGUGGGGAGUAGGCAAACUGAGGCGUAGGGGAAUUUAACAAUUCCAGGGAAGCCAGGGUCAAAUUUUACCACUCCUAGUUAACAAAUUGAUGAGAAAUUACAACCCCCAGACAGUCAAAUAAUUGAGGCUGUUAGCAAAUAUGUCGAAGUCCCCACCCAGGGGAUUGCCCUUUUUAGCAGUGAAUCUUCCCCCUGGAGAGGUUGGAGUAGAUAUCCUAAUUAUAAUUAUAAUAAUUCUGGCAGGAUCUCAUUGUUUGCUUUAUAUAACUUGUAGAGUAAAAACGGGGCAGGUUAGGGGUCAUGUUCCAGCACGUAACAUGACACAAUGUCCUUUGGCAAGUUUAAGAUAAUUCUGAAGCUCACUGCAGGCUCAACUUGGGAAAGCCAAGGCAAUUUUCUUGCGCAAACUUAUUCAACUGAUUCUUAUUUUUAGGCAAUUUAUCUUGAGUCAUGUAGUCGUUGUGGAACCUCUGAAGCAAGAGGAUAAGGACAUUCAAGUGAAAGUUUUUGUUGCUCUUCCCGAUGGAAAAGACAUUCGAGAAGACGAUUAUGUUACUAUAGCUGGUUCAGUACUGAAGGAGAUUUUAGAGGCUUACAAGCAGAACUUAUCAUCCGCUGUUGGUGCAGAAGUGAAGUCUAUUAACACUGAAAGUGACUCAAGUGAUAACGUUACUGACAAUACAAUGAACUAUAUCAUGAUUCCAAUAACGUUUGCACUACUUAUUGUGUUGUGCUGCGUGGCAUUCUGUCUGCACUCUGCCAGGUACAUCAAUGCAUUAUCACUUAUAGUACUUAUCUAACUUUCCCCUUGUUACCAUGCAGACGUUGUUUUGGCUCGUCACGCAGUCUUCUGUGGGAAAGAAACGCGUGACAAAGCCCAAAGAACGUCUGCGUGGGAGGCUACCUCGAAAAAGAACCUACUGCGUCUUGACUACUGGUUCCUCCUUCAAAAGUCGUCCUAGGGAACACGAUCGGGGUUACCGGUUCGAAACGCCUAGGCUCUGUUUUUAAACCUAGCCCCACUACUGUCGUGCAGAACUCAAUUUUGUUGGCUGACUGAAUUGAAUUCUGCGUUGUAAACCCAGUCUCUACACGACUUUGACGUGAAAUUGUCUAUUUUUACUUUUUAUUGAGGAGAAACGACGACGAAAUUCUCUUUCAGCUUGUUUUCUUAAGAAUUCAACUCAAUAAGAGUUUCCCUACAUUAGACGAAAAGGGCGAGUGGCAAUAAUCGCACUGAAGUUUCAAAGAACGCGAAGUCACUUUUUUAAAAAAAGUGACCCAAUUGUGAAGUUUUUGCCUCCAUCACCGUCGUCAUGUAUCUUAAACUCCCUGGUGUUACAGUCUAGCCAGUGCCAGCAAUCACGCGGAACUAGCCCUACCUUAAUUGUCCAUUUGCUUCCUCGCAACGACCCAUCAUUAAAACCAACUCAAUCAUUUAGUUGACUAAAUACAUUACUGACGUAAAAUGUAGACACAGGAACACCAGUAACUGGUAACCACAUUAAGUAGUCAUCUGAACAACGAGAAUCUUCAACCUUUGUCAUUUUUUGCCUUAUAUGUUUUAACGCAAAAGCCAAAAUGGCAAUUUACCAGUCAUUACAUUACAGGUCAUUCAUCACAUUGCUUUGAAUUUUCAACAGUUUAUGGUGAAAAAAAUUAUUUCCACAGUAAAAGGAAGAAAAAGGCGAUUGAAAAAGAGCGGAGAAAGCAGUUGAGAUUAAAGAGAUUACAGCCUUCAGCAGAAGACUUUGAACGAGGGGAACAAUCAGUUAGUACAGCAGACGUCGUACAAAAACCAGUUGCAGCGCAAGGAACAAGAAGAAAAGAAAAGAGGACGAAGCAUCAAGAUGAGACAGGUGAUCACACACGGAAAACAAAGAAAACAACCACGAAAGGCAAACACAAGCGACUUAAAGAGGAAACCAUGCUUGAACGUGCAAUGCUUGGUGGUCAGCUGGAAAUUGGUGAAAGGGAAAGAGUACCGACACCAAUUCCUGGACACCGUUCGAUAAACAAACACACGAGAAAGAAAAAACAGAAGAAAGCUCACCGUGAACGUAGAGAACAUGACGAGGGGUACAGCGAGGGUAGCGACACAAAGCAAAAUGGUGAAAUAAACAAAGAGGAAUUGCUGAUAAGAAGCCUACCUCGCCCUCGACAGUUGGCACCUCUCCCAGAAAGAACUGAUAUCCAACUGUAAAAUAACAUUAUGUUACCAUCAGUAAAAAAUUUUAUUAGAUCACACAUACUUUUAAUAAAUCUUACAGUGACAUAAUAUAUACAGGAUUUUUAAAUGUAUACUGGGUGAUGUCACUGUAAGAUAACUUAGAAGUAUGUGCAAUCUAAUAAAAUUAUCUGAUGUCUAAUUCCCCCGCUAACGAUUGUCCCGUUAAUAAGACCACAUUCUUGGCCCAAACGUAAUGAGAAACUCUGUUGUUUUUGCCUUUUUUUCCUCGCCUCUUCCCGUUUUAUUGCCUACAUUAGCAUGAAGUCUACAAAUCAACGUGCCUUUAGGCCAUCCUCUUUUUUUCUCUGUUUAGCGUCGUCCGACCGACCCAAAUUUUUGGCAUUUUCCAAAAAAAAAAGUAACGACGUAGUUAAACCAUUUUUCUCUUGAAAUAAUUCUUUUAAUCUGAAAAAUGGUCAUACUAACAGCACAGAGAACAACAGGAACAAAAACAUGAACAUUUUUUACAGUAUAUUGUGC
This is a messenger RNA of Porites lobata, 3441 nucleotides long. NCBI's taxonomy places the organism in Eukaryota, Metazoa, Cnidaria, Anthozoa, Scleractinia, Poritidae. The record is from the annotation of a GenBank genome assembly.